This is a messenger RNA of Thermochaetoides thermophila DSM 1495, 1749 nucleotides long. RefSeq lists its product as uncharacterized. Gene Ontology annotation, cellular component: box C/D methylation guide snoRNP complex; small-subunit processome. The coding region runs from base 1 to 1749 and encodes 582 amino acids. Gene Ontology annotation, molecular function: snoRNA binding. The record is from RefSeq and is a predicted model, not a curated record. The transcript is spliced from 3 exons. Lineage: Eukaryota; Fungi; Ascomycota; Sordariomycetes; Sordariales; Chaetomiaceae.
AUGCCGCUCUUCAUUCUCACGGAAACCAGCGCCGGCUAUGCCUUGUUCAAGGCUGCCGACAAGAAGCUGCUCGACUCGGACAAUGUGUCGGAGAGGCUCUCUACCCUUGACAAGAUCAUCAAGGAGAUCAAGUACAAGGAGUUUGCCAAGUUCGACAGUGCGGCUAUUGCGGUCGAGGAAGCCAGUGGCAUUCUUGAGGGCAAGGUUACCCCUAAGUUGGCUAGCCUGCUGAAUGAGCUCAAGGAUGAGAAGAAGGUCACUCUCGCCGUGCAUGACACAAAGCUGAGCAACUCGAUCACUAAGCUCCCCGGCAUCAACAUCAAGCCUAUUUCGGGCUCGAUGACUGAUGACCUCUUCCGUGCCAUCCGUCAGCAUCUGUACAACCUGAUCCCGGGUAUGGAGCCGUCCAACUUUGACGAGAUGAAUCUUGGUCUGGCGCACUCGCUCUCCCGCCACAAGCUUAAGUUCUCUCCCGAGAAGGUGGAUGUCAUGAUUGUACACGCUGUGGCCCUGCUGGAUGAGCUCGACAAGGAGCUCAACGUCAUGGCCAUGCGCGUCAAGGAGUGGUACGGCUGGCACUUCCCCGAACUGGGCAAGAUCCUUCCAGACAACCUGUCGUAUGCGCGCGUUGUUCUCGCUUUGGGCCUGCGCACCAACGCUCCCAACGCUGAUCUUUCCGAGAUUCUUCCUCCCGAGAUCGAGGCCGCUGUCAAAGCGGCUGCCGACAUCAGUAUGGGCACUGAGAUUUCCACUGAGGACUAUGAGAACAUCAAGCUUCUCGCUGUCCAAGUCGUCGAGAGGUCCGAGUACAGGCGCCAGCUGGCUGAAUACUUGCAGAACCGCAUGAAAGCCAUCUCUCCAAACAUGACUGAGCUUAUCGGCGCCCUUGUUGGUGCCCGCCUUAUUGCUCAUUCUGGUUCCCUUGUCAACCUCGCCAAGAACCCCGGUUCAACUAUCCAGAUCCUCGGUGCUGAGAAGGCCCUCUUCCGCGCCCUCAAGACUAAGCACGCUACUCCGAAGUACGGUAUCAUCUACCAUGCUUCUUUGGUUGGUCAGGCCUCUGGCCCCAACAAGGGCAAGAUUGCCCGUCAGCUCGCCGCCAAGAUUGCCCUUAGUGUCCGUACGGACGCCUUUGAAGAUUUCCCCGAGAACGCCGACGACGAGACCCGCGCUGCUGUGGGUAUUCAGGCCCGGGCCAAGCUGGAGAACAACCUCCGUCUUCUUGAGGGCAAGCCGCUGAACAAGGGUGUUGCUCUUGGGCCCAAUGGUAUCCCGGUUGGCAUGCCCGCUAAGUGGGACGUCAAAGAGGCUCGCAAGUACAACAUCGAGGCUGAUGGCCUUGCUACCACAACCUCAAAGGAAUCCUCCGAGCAGCCGAAGAGGCCGCUCAUUGAGGAAGUUCCGGAGGUCGAGAUGAAGGAUGCCUCCGCUAGCGAUAAGAAAGAUAAGAAAGAGAAGAAGAAGGAGAAGAAGGAGGUCGCUUCUUCGAAGAUUACGGAGGCGGAUUAUGAACGUAUUGCCAAGGAGCUCGGAAUGUCCCUCUCCAAGUUCACCAAGAAAUUGGAAAAGGGCAAGAUCAAGAUCAAGCCCGAUGGCAGUGUUGAAGUUAAGGGCAAGGAUGGAGAAGAUGCUGAGGCUGAGACGCCGGUUAAGUCCAAGUCCUCCAAACGUAAGCAUGAGCCUGAGGAGGAGACUCCUGCCAAGGAGGAGAAGCACAAGAAGAAGAAGAAGAAGUCCAGCAAGGAGUAA